Messenger RNA from Rhea pennata, 3626 nucleotides. RefSeq names its product chromatin assembly factor 1 subunit B (gene CHAF1B). The transcript has 14 exons. Gene Ontology annotation, molecular function: protein binding. Bases 68 to 1762 code for a protein of 564 amino acids. Gene Ontology annotation, cellular component: nucleus; CAF-1 complex. The record is from RefSeq and is a predicted model, not a curated record. Lineage: Eukaryota; Metazoa; Chordata; Aves; Rheiformes; Rheidae. Gene Ontology annotation, biological process: DNA replication-dependent chromatin assembly; nucleosome assembly.
AGCGUGGCGGCUCGCGGGCGGGAAAGGCGAGCUCGCGCGGGAAGGGCGAGCCGCGCGCUCAGCAAAUAUGAAGGUCAUCACUUGUGAAAUAGUAUGGCAUAAUAAGGAGCCUGUUUACAGCUUAGACUUUCAACAUGGAACUGAUGGAAAGAUCAAUCGAUUAGCUUCAGCAGGCGUGGAUACUGCUGUUCGUAUAUGGAAAGUGGAAAAAGGACCAGAUGGAAAAGCAAUUGUGGAGUUCUUGUCCAAUCUCGCCCGCCAUACCAAAGCAGUAAAUGUUGUACGCUUCUCUCCCAGUGGUGAAAUCCUAGCAUCUGGAGGAGAUGAUGCUGUGAUUUUAUUGUGGAAGCUGAAUGAUAGCAAAGAAUCCGAACCAUUAGCUUUUCAGGAUGAAGAUGAAGCUCAGCUCAACAAGGAGAACUGGACAGCUGUUAAAACUUUAAGAGGCCACUUGGAAGAUGUAUAUGAUAUUUGUUGGACCUCAGAUGGAAAUUACAUGGCAUCUGCCUCUGUAGAUAACACAGCUAUAAUGUGGGAUGUCAAUAAAGGACAAAAGGUUUCAAUAUUAAAUGAACACAAGAGUUAUGUCCAAGGAAUAACCUGGGAUCCUCUAGGCCAGUACAUUGCAACUCUGAGUUGUGACAGGGUCCUGCGUGUAUACAACUCACAAACCAAACGUGUAGCAUUUAACGUUACCAAGAUGCCUUCUGGGGUAGGAGUUGAAGGAGAGGCUAGGAGUUAUCGAAUGUUUCAUGAUGACAGCAUGAAGUCAUUUUUCCGCAGACUGAGUUUUACUCCUGAUGGCUCCUUAUUACUCGCUCCAGCUGGCUGUGUUGAAUCAGGAGAAAAUGUGACAAACACCACAUAUGUUUUCUCCAGAAACAAUCUUAAAAGGCCCAUGGGUCACCUGCCCUGUCCUGGAAAGGCCACUCUUGCUGUUCGCUGCUGCCCAGUAUACUUUGAGUUGAGACAAACACUUAAUAAAGAUGAAAUCAGUCAGAAAUCAGCCCCUGCUCUAUUUAAUCUGCCCUAUCGGUUGGUGUUUGCUGUUGCUUCAGAAGACUCUGUGCUUUUUUAUGAUACUCAGCAGUCAUUUCCCUUUGGUUAUGUUUCUAACAUACAUUACCACACCCUGAGUGACAUUUCAUGGUCCAGCGAUGGAGCCUUUCUUGCUAUUUCUUCUACGGAUGGAUACUGUUCGUUUGUUACCUUUGAGAAGGAUGAACUGGGAAUACCACUGAAGGAGAAGCCACAGAUAAGUGUCAGGACUUCCAGUGCAACAGAGAAGAAAAUGAAGAAGAGCCAGUCACACAAAGUCAUUUCCCCAGGGUCUAGGCUCACAGAAGGGACUCCUCCUAGCAGGACCACUGAUCCCAGCACUCCCAUUCUCCAAACUAGAACACCCACAGCUGCCAGUAAGGAGUUGCCUUCCACACCUGUUGGCAUAAAAAAUGUUCCAGCUUCAUCCUCAGACGAGAGGAAAGCCAGUCAGCCAGCCAGCCAGAGUACUAAAGUAAACCAGCCCAGGAGGAUUACUCUCAGCACUUUACAAGCGUGGAGCAAGACGCCAAGGAGAGUAAACUUGAUUCCAGUGAAGACAGAUACUCCAACCUCAACACACACAGAUACAGUUUCGAUACCUUCUUCCUCAGAACAGGAGCAUGAGAGGCCUUUACCAGCUGAUGACAGUCUUCAAAAUCCCCCAGCACCUAAACGCCCUAGAACUGAAGAAAUGUCUCUUUCUACAUCUCCUGAAGAUUAAAUGAGCUGCGAUUCAAACAAAUAAAAGCUAAACUUUUAGUAGACUCUUCACGGUCUGAAGGCAAUGCAGCCCUAUCUGAGAGUGCAUUUCUUCUUGCAAAUGUUAAAUCCUCAGUUCCUAAUGGAAGUACCAUAUGCAUAUUUGACAUAGUGCUGUGAAGAAAGCUGGCUAUAGAAGACAGGCUUCAGGAAUGUAGCUUUGCAGAAGAGGAAAUAGUUGGAAAGUGACUUUAAGUGCAGUUCUACUUCUUGAAGACAGUCCUUUUUCAAGAAAUGCCACAGCUUAGGGAAAUCUGGGUAUUGAAAAGCUGUACGGUAACAUAAGCAUCUCCAUCAAAAGCACUAAAUUGGUGUUUUUAAACCUUAUGUCUUCCACGAACCUGUCUGACAAAAGAUUAGAGUUUCUAAGGACUUGAAGGCAUUCAUAAUGGUUUCUUGUGGUUUAAGACAAAAGGGAAAAAAAAAAAACAACUUCAGGCAGCUUGACUUAUGCAUUUAGCAAUGUGCAAAAUAAUUCAUGCCCUCCAAUACAUGCGGAAUGAAAGCUGAUGUUUACAUGCUCCAAAUGCAGCAGAUGCAAUAUCACUGAAAUAGAAAUCAAAAUAUGUAAGAAACAAGAAAGCAAAAGGAAGAGACCCCCUUAAGACCUGUUAAAAGCAUUAUUAAACAGUAGAAAGCAACUCUUAAUUGUUUAGUCUCCAUAUUAAAAAAAAAAUGUUGACAUGAGAUUUUUUUGAGGCAGCAAAAUCUGAGUGUAUACAUUAAAAGUACUGGUUUCCUUUAUCUUCUCUUUUGUCAAAAUCUAACUCCCUUAGCCAAUAAAAUAUAAUACAAAUUCAGUGUGUAUUACACUCUUAAAAGUUCAUUUAUUUCAGCAUUUAAUGCUUACUAUAUAAUCAAACUGAGACUUGCAGUUUGAAAACAGUAAGACCAAAAUAUUUGAAAACCACACUUCAGUUUUUAUGGUGCAUGGCCCGUGACUCCAGAAGUAGAAUGCACAGCCACACUAUUCUAAACUCAUUGGAUUCAUUACUUUUGUUUACCAUCAUGUGCUUUUUUUUUUUUUUUUAAGUAGAAUAACUGUUAAAAUAUGUUCAGUUGUUCUAGCUGAUGAUGGCAGAUAGAAGUUUUAAAUGGCAUUUUCUCUUGUGAUGAAACAUAUACUUCUAUCAUUUGAAGUUCCAACACAUGCAGGAGGGAAAAAUUGCAAUUCAUAUUAAAGCUCUUUACCUUACAUUCUUCCCUGGAUCUGGUUGUUUUCAAAGUAUGUAAUUUAUUUACUGUUUUUUUUUUCCUGUCAAUUUCUAAGAAACUGGACUAAUACCAUAGAAAAAGGGGAAAUAGAAAUCUUUCAGAAGUAAAAAAUGUAAAAAUUUCACAAGGAGAAGAAGUAUUAAUAAAUACCUAUGUCAGAAAGACAGUAUCAAACAAUUGAAACCUGCAGUCAAAUUUCAACAAAAAUGAAUAAGCAAAGAACUAUAGGAAACUAAUUACGUCUUUGCUUUACUAUGUCUUUGCUUUAAGACAUUGAGGUAAGGAUGAAGCAGAGCUUUAUUAGAUUUACCCAAACCUGUUUUUUUCAUAUAGUAAGAACUAUAAAGAAUUUAUUACCAAGCAAAGCCACAUCUAAAACCAUUUUCUUGUGAAAAAAGUUUAUAAAGGUAUCUAAUUUGUUAGCUAAUGCAGAUAUUUGUAGCUAACAUGUAAAUUGCUGGUCAUGCUGUUUUACUUUUUGUUCAACUUGAACUAUAGGGAUAUUGGUAUUUCAUCUUUCUGUGGGAUGGUGUCGUACUUGGUACUGCAGUGUCUGGUUUUGUGCCCUGCAAAUGAUCCUUUGAAUUAAAACUUGCAGUUCUAAACACUAA